AUGAUGUUCUGUUCGCACCAGGGUGCCAUCAUGACUCUCCUUGUUCCUGCUGCCUGUCUUGUUCCUGCUGCCUGUCCUGUUCCUGCUGCCUGUCCUGUUCCUGCUGCCUGUCCUGUUCCUGCUGCCUGUCCUGUUCCUGCUGCCUGUCCUGUUCCUGCUGCCUGUCCUGUUCCUGCUGCCUAUCCUGUUCCUGCUGCCUAUCCUGUUCCUGCUGCCUGUCCUGUUCCUGCUGCCUAUCCUGUUCCUGCUGCCUAUCCUGUUCCUGCUGCCUAUCCUGUUCCUGCUGCCUAUCCUGUUCCUUCUGCCUGUCCUGUUCCUUCUGCCUGUCCUGUUCCUUCUGCCUGUCCUGUUCCUUCUGCCUGUCCUGUUCCUUCUGCCUGUCCUGUUCCUUCUGCCUGUCCUGUUCCUUCUGCCUGUCCUGUUCCUUCUGCCUGUCCUGUUCCUUCUGCCUGUCCUGUUCCUUCUGCCUGUCCUGUUCCUUCUGCCUGUCCUGUUCCUUCUGCCUGUCCUGUUCCUUCUGCCUGUCCUGUUCCUUCUGCCUGUCCUGUUCCUUCUGCCUGUCCUGUUCCUUCUGCCUGUCCUGUUCCUUCUGCCUGUCCUGUUCCUUCUGCCUGUCCUGUUCCUUCUGCCUGUCCUGUUCCUUCUGCCUGUCCUGUUCCUUCUGCCUGUCCUGUUCCUUCUGCCUGUCCUGUUCCUUCUGCCUGUCCUGUUCCUUCUGCCUGUCCUGUUCCUUCUGCCUGUCCUGUUCCUUCUGCCUGUCCUGUUCCUUCUGCCUGUCCUGUUCCUUCUGCCUGUCCUGUUCCUUCUGCCUGUCCUGUUCCUUCUGCCUGUCCUGUUCCUUCUGCCUGUCCUGUUCCUUCUGCCUGUCCUGUUCCUUCUGCCUGUCCUGUUCCUUCUGCCUGUCCUCUUCCUUCUGCCUGUCCUGUUCCUUCUGCCUGUCCUGUUCCUUCUGCCUGUCCUGUUCCUUCUGCCUGUCCUGUUCCUUCUGCCUGUCCUGUUCCUUCUGCCUGUCCUGUUCCUUCUGCCUGUCCUGUUCCUUCUGCCUGUCCUGUUCCUUCUGCCUGUCCUGUUCCUUCUGCCUGUCCUGUUCCUUCUGCCUGUCCUGUUCCUUCUGCCUGUCCUGUUCCUUCUGCCUGUCCUCUUCCUUCUGCCUGUCCUGUUCCUUCUGCCUGUCCUGUACCUUCUAUCGCUCGCCUCACAACUGUCCUGUCGCAGGACCAUCGCCAACACCAACUUGUCUGGCUCGCUGCCAGCCUCCCUUG
Closterium sp. Naga37s-1 is the source of this 1262-nucleotide messenger RNA. Lineage: Eukaryota; Viridiplantae; Streptophyta; Zygnematophyceae; Desmidiales; Closteriaceae. The record is from the annotation of a GenBank genome assembly.